GUUUGUUUACCUUUACGGUCGUCUGAGUGUUGUGUCGGGCAACUGUCUCUGGUAUAGUAACUAUUACACUGAUAGACCAUCAGGAUGGGGGAUGGCCUCAAGUCAUGGGUCAACCACCGGCUCCAAGAUGUUAUGGGCAUGAGUGACUCAACUGUGUCCGAGUACCUUAUACGGAUAACUCAACGACUGCCCAGUAAGAUACAUGUGCUGGCAGAACUUCAGGAAGAAAUUCCGGUAGAUGAUGAAAUAGAGAAGUUUGUUGGAGAGCUUUGGAAUAGGGUUCGAGGUGAUAAUGCUAAAACUGGUUCUGCUAAAGCUGAUAAUCAGCCAACUGAUGCUGCAAAGAAACGGAAGGUUGAAGACAGCUCUGAUUCUGAUGGUGAGGGGCCUAAGCUUCUGAGAGGUUCCAGGAAAAAUGAUUCUGAUGGUGACGAUGAAGAAGCACAGCGAUUAAGGGAUCUGCGUGAUCGAGAUGAAUAUGCAGAGAGACUACGACAGCGUGAUGAAGAACGUACGAAAAAUUUUGCAGAGAAGGGAGACAAAAAAGGUUUUGAGGAGGCUGCAAAACGACUUCAGUUGGAAAAGAAAGAUCGCGGAAAAAUUCUUCCCAAGCUGAGAGUGGAGUCUCGUCGGAAGUACCUUGUGAAGCGUAAGGAUGAUAAACUGAGAGAACUGGAAGCAGAUAUUGUAGAUGAUGAGUAUCUCUUUGAGGAAGAAGCACUUACAGAAAGGGAGAAGAAGGAGCGGGAAUAUAAAAAGUCUGUUCUCCAAUUGGCGAAAGACUAUGAUAAAGUAAGAGAAGCAGAAAAUGUUCAUCGAUAUGUGAUGCCGGAGGAAGGUGCAAGUGUAGAUGAUAAAUAUGUAGAGGUGGAUGAAAGAGAGAAGAAACAUGGUUAUGAACAGAAAAAAUGGGAGGAAGAUCAAAUGAGAGGAACAUCUCUAUCAUUUGGAGCAAGAGACAAAGCUAAGAAAUAUCAAGAGCAAGAGAAAGAGUACAAUCUUGUUUUAGAAGAUGAAAUUGAAUUCAUUAAAUCACUUCCCCUAGAAGGCACCCGUAAGAAAAAGAAAAAGAAGAAGAAGAUAGAUUUAGAUCUUAUUUCUUCAUCAGAGGAAGAAGAAGAGGGGGAAGAGGAGGAAGAGGAGGAAGAGGAACCAAAGCUGUCUGAAUCACAGAAAAAGAAGCUUUCAAUAGAUGAUGUAAGGAAGAGCUUGCCUGUGUUCCCCUUCAGGGAAGCUUUAUUAGAUGCUAUCAGUGAACAUCAAGUCUUGAUCAUUGAAGGGGAAACUGGAUCUGGCAAGACAACACAGAUACCACAGUAUUUAUGUGAGGGUGGUUUUUGUAGUGAUGGUAAGAAAGUUGGCUGCACUCAACCAAGAAGAGUUGCUGCAAUGAGUGUUGCUGCCCGUGUGUCUGAAGAGAUGGGCAAAAAGCUUGGAAAUGAAGUAGGAUAUAGUAUCAGGUUUGAGGAUUGCACCAGUGAACGGACACGGAUAAAAUAUAUGACAGAUGGUAUGUUAUUGAGAGAGUUUCUCAUGGAUCCUAGUUUGGAUGGCUAUAGUGUUAUGAUUAUUGAUGAAGCUCAUGAAAGAACUCUACAUACUGAUAUUCUCUUUGGGUUACUGAAGGACAUUACAAGAUUUCGUACUGACUUAAAAUUACUCAUCUCCAGUGCCACUCUGGACUCCGCCAAAUUUUCUGAUUUCUUUGAUGAAGCACCUAUAUUUCGAAUUCCAGGCAGGAGAUACCCAGUCCAUAUUUAUUAUACCAAGAGUCCAGAAGCUAACUAUAUUGAUGCUGCUGCUGUAACUAUCUUACAGAUCCAUAUUACUCAGCAUCUUGGGGACAUUCUGUUAUUUCUCACAGGUCAGGAAGAGAUUGAGGCCUGUCAAGAAAUUUUAACUGAAAGAAUCAAAGCCCUUGGGAGUAAAAUUCGUGAAUUGUUAAUAUUACCAAUAUAUGCCAACUUGCCCUCUGAUAUGCAGGCAAAGAUUUUUGAGCCAACUCCUCCGGGAGCAAGGAAAGUUAUUCUAGCAACAAAUAUUGCUGAGACAUCUCUAACUAUUGAUGGUAUUAAAUAUGUUAUAGAUCCUGGCUAUGCUAAACAGAAUUAUUUUAAUGCAAGAAGUGGCAUGGAGUCACUAGUAGUUGUUCCAAUAUCUAGAGCAUCAGCCAAUCAAAGAGCAGGUAGGGCAGGAAGAGUUGGUCCUGGCAAAUGCUUUAGAUUAUAUACUCAGUGGGCAUUUGAGAACGAGAUGGAUGAGAAUACCAUUCCUGAAAUCCAAAGGGUUAACCUUGGAAAUGUUGUGCUUCAACUCAAGUCUCUUGGUAUCCAUGAUCUCAUCAACUUUGAUUAUCUGGAUCCACCACCAGCUGAAACUCUCAUGCUGGCUCUGGAACAGCUGUAUGCAUUGAAAGCUCUGAAUCACAAGGGUGAACUAACUUCUACUGGCAGAAAGAUGGCCGAAAUCCCAGUGGAUCCUAUGAUGUCCCGGAUGAUCUUAGCUGCUGAUCAGUAUAAAGUUGUUGAAGAAGUCCUCACAAUUGCUGCAAUGUUGUCUGUAAAUGGAUCCAUCUUUUACAGGCCUAAAGACAAGGCAAUUCAUGCUGAUACUGCAAGAAAGAAUUUCUUUCAUCCUGAUGGUGAUCACUUAACUUUAAUGAAUGUUUACAAUGAGUGGGCAGGAACAGAAUAUUCAUCACAGUGGUGCUAUGAGGUGUUCAUUCAGUAUCGGUCCAUGAAACGGGCGAGAGAUAUUCGAGAUCAGCUUGUUGGGCUCAUGGAACGGGUAGAAGUGCAAUUAACAUCCAAUCCAGGUGACUCCGUUAGUAUCAGAAAGGCCAUUACUGCGGGAUAUUUCUACCAUGUGGCAAGGUUUAGUAAAGGUGGCAUGUACAAAACUGCUAAAAAGAGCCAAACUGUGAUGAUGCACCCACAAUCAUGUUUGGUAGAGGAUCUGCCGAGAUGGGUUGUAUACCACGAGUUAGUUUUGACUACUAAGGAAUAUAUGCGUAAUGUGGCAGUGAUUGAUGGCAAAUGGCUUCUAGAAGUUGCUCCUCACUACUACCGUGACAAUGAGGUGCACGACACAACCAAUAAAAAGAUGCCCAAAAUUAAAGGCAAGGCAAGAGAGGAGCUGCAGAAAGAAUACAAUCAAGGCUAGUGUAAGUUAAGAUCACAAAUUUGAAUUUGUAUAUAUUUAUUAUGUAAUAUUAUCGAUUGUAUGAGAAGACUUUGUCAGGAAGAAUUUAAAAACGAGUACAGUAUAAUACUUCAUGUUUUGGGUAACAAAUCAUAAUUCUAUCAAUGCUAAUUAAGUAACAUCUUCCUCAGAGUAUGUGUACUGAGGCAAUUAAUAUUAAGAAACUAGUUUUUCCACCCAUUUUUUUUCCUGCUUAGUACAGAAUGGUCAGACUCAAGAGCAAAUGCACCCAUACAAUCCCCUUUCAUUAAUUUUUAUUAUUGCUUAUUAAUGUUUCCAGUUAUAUUAGCCCUCUUUCACUGCAAGGCCCCAAACUCAUUGGUUUAUUGUCAUUUCACGCAAAACAUCAUCAUCACCUGAGUAAACCCUAACCUGCUUUUUGCCCAACACUUCAUUAACACUACCAUAUCUCCUCCUUACUUCUGUAUUCAUUUUUUUCGGCAUCCAAUUUACUCAACAUAAUUUUCUCAAGCAUGUCACAUAUUUUGCUUCUAAUUUCCUCCUCCUUGAAUCUCAAGUCCAUACUUAACACUUGUGUACAUUAAUAGUCCAGUAGCAGCUAUAUAUCCUCAUCUUUGCCUACUGUACUUUGAUAUAGUUUUGGGUUCCAUACAUUCAUUAAGGUGUCUUUUACUUUCUUUCCUUCCAUCUUUCUUGUUUAAUUAAUUUGUAAACACAUUUGCUCUCAGAUAUCAUAAACAGUCCACUUCCAUUCUAUUCUAUACUGUACUUGUAUUACCAUUCAAGCUAACAUUUAUUUCUCUGUCUCACUUCUCUUUAUAGUUUCAUCACUGUUGUUGUUCACCUUCACCAUCACAUAGUACCAUGAUGACCAACCCAGGAUGAUUCCAUUUAUUGAAGUGUUAAGUAAGAAACAACAAUAAAGAUUUUAUUCUGGUAA
Messenger RNA from Homarus americanus (American lobster), 4102 nucleotides. It is a transcript of the gene l(2)37Cb, whose product is annotated as pre-mRNA-splicing factor ATP-dependent RNA helicase DHX16-like. Bases 85 to 3162 code for a protein of 1025 amino acids. Lineage: Eukaryota; Metazoa; Arthropoda; Malacostraca; Decapoda; Nephropidae. The transcript is spliced from 3 exons. The record is from RefSeq and is a predicted model, not a curated record. Gene Ontology annotation, molecular function: ATP binding; RNA binding. Gene Ontology annotation, cellular component: catalytic step 2 spliceosome; intracellular anatomical structure.